Molecule: messenger RNA, 360 nt
Organism: Panicum virgatum (switchgrass)
Lineage: Eukaryota; Viridiplantae; Streptophyta; Magnoliopsida; Poales; Poaceae
Exons: 1
Coding region: 1-360 (119 amino acids)
Source: RefSeq, a predicted model, not a curated record
AUGGACGUCCUCGGCAGGAUCGCGCGAGCCAUCUCCAACGCCUUGCGCGACCCGGAGAAGCUACCGGGGGCGCUGAUCCUGUGCGGCGUCCUCGAAGCCGCGGCGGCGCUCUCCCUCGUCUUCUUCAGGGUGCCUGGCGGAGUGUUCCUCCACCAUGGCGACAGGGCGCUCGUCUACGUGUACUACGGGGUGCUCAUCGCCGUGGUGGUGUUCGGGCUCGCAGAGGCGUCGACGGCGUUCUGGGUGGCAGGGGACCCGAACGGCCGGCGCGCCGUCGGGAUGACCGUCCUGUGGCUCUCCAUCCUGCCUCUGAUCAUCGUUGCCGCCCUCGGAGGCUUUUCCUCUGCGCCCCCAAAGUAG